This is a messenger RNA of Dermochelys coriacea (leatherback sea turtle), 2440 nucleotides long. Its product is annotated as protein brambleberry-like. NCBI's taxonomy places the organism in Eukaryota, Metazoa, Chordata, Testudines, Dermochelyidae. The record is from RefSeq and is a predicted model, not a curated record. The transcript has 12 exons. The coding region runs from base 339 to 2144 and encodes 601 amino acids.
CGGCAGGGCUGCGGCCGGUGUCCCGGCUUCUGAAUCCGAAGAGCAGCUUCAGCCCACGGCCGGUCUUUUCCCCCUACAAGUCCUGUCACGUCGCUGUUCAAAGACCUGGGAGACCCCAUGUCCAGGGGCUAAAGCUGGGGGCUGGGAGUCGGGACCCCUGGGUCCUGCUCUAAGGUCUGUUCCCCUUUCUGGGCAAGGUGGCUAGUACUUCAGUCAUCUUAGGUGGGUUGUGAGGACAAAUCCACUAAUCUUGGAUGUGCUUUGAGAUCCUUCGACAGCAGGACCCAUUGAGCUACAACUGACGACACGCGAACGUGGAUCCCCCUCCGAGCCCCAAGAUGCUACCCUUGGACUGCCGGGCUCUCUUCCUUCCUACCCUCCUCUCCCUCCUUUUCACUCCCUCCUCUGGAUUUUUUGGCUGGUUGAGGCAGGGAGCAGCUCCAGAAAGAGACCCCGUCCCCCUGACACCAGCUCCGGACUCAAGGAGUCUCUCUAAUGCUCCCUUUGAGAUGACGACGGGGGAUGAGCGAUUCCUGGCUGAGGCCAGGCACCUGGAUCUGUCUCCUCUGGACUCUUGUCACCACAAGGUUAUUGCCCAGAUCCACUCCUCCUGUACGGACCUGACGGAAGAGGAACUGGCCAAGCUGGGGGUGUCCCUGUUUAACUGCCAAGCAAGCGUGGAGGGGCGCAAGACCUAUCCCUGCGCUGCCGACAUGACCCUCGCAGAAUGCACUGCCGACAUGGACCCUGACACCUGGAACGCCUACCACAUCGUCAGCAACCGGGCCCGCGCUGUCUGCUACUCCACCCGCCAGAUGCAGUUCAAGCGCCAGACGGAGCACACUGUCAACACCCUGGUCUCCGCCGCCGUGAAUCAGCUGGAGGCCAUGAGGCUUCUGAAGGAUGGCCAGGAGGAACUGAAAGAGCUCACGGCAGAGUCCCUGCACAAGGUGGUGAGCAGCCAGCAUGAGCUGCUGCUCCAGCAGGAGAAGCUGCAGGACAGCCAGGAGCAGAUGGAGUCAUCCAUCCACAGCAACCUGGAUCAGCUGACUCAGGAGAAGGCCUUGAUUGCCAGCGGGCAGCAGCAGGUGGCUCAGCUCAUUGAGGGCAUCACCAAGAGGAUGGAGAAUGUGAGCAGCCACCUAGAUGACCAGGACUUGGAGCUGCAGCAAGGACACAGAGCCAUCCUCGCUGACCUCACCCAGAUGCAAAGGCGAGCCCAGGAGGUCUACUCCAAAAUAGAGGCCAACCAGGCGCUGUUCCUGGCCUAUCAGAACCAGACAGCCCUGUACUACGACGAGCUGAUGGGGAAGCUGCACAGGAUGAACCAGAGCCUGGGCCUGGUGCUCUACGCCGUGGGUCACAUGCAGAGCAGUGUGGAGGGCCGGCUCCUGCACAUCCAGAGAUUCAUUGGCUGGGCAGGAGUCAGCCUCGGCGCCGCCUGCACCUGCAUCCUGCACACCGGCUACUUCCUGCUCUCGGCUCUGCUCAUGACCUUCCUGCAGACCCCAAGCCUCCCCCGUGCCGUGCUCCUGGUCCUGGUCGUCGCCAACGCACUCUCGGAGCUCAACCAUGCCAUCUCCUUGGGCUUCAAGUCACUCACGGUUUUCCUGGUGCUUGUUGUCGCCGGUAACUGGCUGCUGGCACACGUGUGCUGCUGUGCCCGGAGCGCGAGGGGCCGGAAGCCACCUCUGGCGCUCUCACUGACUCCCCAGAGGGCAGCAGGUGCCAGCAGCCCCGAAGCGGAACUCAAGGAUGAUCCCCACUGUCGUAUCACCUCCACCCCUGGCAGGGAGUGUGAAAUCGACCUCUUGCGGGAGGAGCUGAACAAGCUGGAGGAGAUGAGCUACCUGCAGGACGACUCCUGCCUGGGGAGGGUGUCCCCGCUGACGGGAAACCCAUUUCGUGAUGGGGGCGUGCCGCUGUCCCCUGCAGGCUGGAAGGCACAGCAGAGACCUGCUGCUCCGCCGGCUCCCUCCAUCCCCAUCGGGAACUUGCGCCGCAUCAGUCUGAGCCGCACCACCAGGCACGAGGUGUUGGAGAGGCGGGCCACACUGGAGAGGUGCAACUUGGGCCCCACAUUCGAGCCCUUUUCUGACUUCAGGUCCUGUAGCCCGGACCAGUCCAUGGCUAGCGACAUGUGAGUAUAGAGCGCUGCUCCCUUCUCUGAACAGGCCCUGCCGGAUUCCUUCUGUGCAACGCUUCCCUGAUCCCUGCUGGCAUCUCCAAGGGACGCUUUUGGGCUGGAUUAUUCCUGCUAGUAACCAGCCCUACCUCUAAGACAUGGGGUGACUGAUGUCGAGGACGAGGGUGGCCUGACCUACGUGAUGGGAGGAGGAGGAGAGGAAUGCUGCAGACACGUUCUGGGUCACCAUUGUCCCAUGGCUGCUGGUUUUACUCCUGGGGCAAUUCUGUGCCAAAAAAUUCUGCACACAAUAUU